Molecule: messenger RNA, 2465 nt
Organism: Corylus avellana
Lineage: Eukaryota; Viridiplantae; Streptophyta; Magnoliopsida; Fagales; Betulaceae
Product: Protein kinase superfamily protein
Biological process (GO): peptidyl-serine phosphorylation; peptidyl-threonine phosphorylation
Molecular function (GO): protein serine/threonine kinase activity; ATP binding
Source: RefSeq, a predicted model, not a curated record
UCUUCCCAUAGCUUGAGUUUUACAGCACACACAUCAGAAACAGCACAAAGGAGAGAAGGAGUCGCUUCUCUCUUUCUUCAUAGAAGCAUGCAAACCCUGAACGAUGUCAUAGUUUCCAUUUCUACCCUUCUCUACUCCCUUAAUUCCCCACUUUUGACUUUUCGCGGUCAUGGCCGUCUCGGACGUCGAAGCAGUGCUAGAUUUCUUGAGGAAAAACGGCUUUUCCGAGGCCGAGUCCGCUCUCAAAGAGGAUAUGAUUGAAAAGGGUGAACUGGGUUCUUUUGAUUUCGAGAAAUUCUUCUUUCCAAUGGUGCCCCCGCCCCCGCCGGUGAGAAUUCCGUCAAGUCUCAGGCGAUCGGAGACUCCGGGUGGCGGGGAAUCUUCUAGGUCCGAGGACGAUGAGUUUGUCAGCUUGGGGUCUUCCACUUCGGAUGUUUGCUCUUCAGGAUUCAUAAACCCAUAUGGAAUUCAGUCAACAUCCCAGGAUAAUUCUGAAGCUUCAUCAGAGAAUUUAUCUCAAUUUGACACAGCACGCGAUUAUCAUGAUUUUGACAUGCAAAAUGACCUGUUUUGGUAUGAUGAGAAAGAUGAUAGUGACUUCAUGACUCCCUGCUUUGAAGGGCCGGACUUCUUUGCCUGUCCAAGUGAAGAUAAGUUUGUCACGACUUCAGAGAACGAGAAGCAACAUGAGAACUCACUGGAUAAGAAAUGUCUUUUUUACCUUGCUCCCCUGAAUGAUGAAAAUGAGGUUCAUGUGGUGGAUUAUUAUCAUUUUGGUAGAAAUUAUAAGCUUGGAGGAGGCAUUCAAGGGGAGACCAAAGGUGUUGCUGCUUAUGGUUGUUCAGACCCCUUUUGUAAAUGCGGUGCAGAAGCUGGAGGAUUUUAUGAUGGGACUCCUGUAGAGCACAACUACCCAAGCUCUAAAGAAACUGAUUUGAAUGAUUGUCAGUUAAAGGUUGCAGAGGAUAUUCCCACUGAUUGUGACUCUGCUGCACAACAUAACAAAAACAAGACUAACUACUGUGCUAAAGGGGGUUCCCCAAAAGACUGGGUUGGAGGGUUUAAAGGUUCCCCUGACUUACAUGUUAAAGUUGCUGAGAAAGAUUUCAUACCAAAUGGAAUUGACAGCUUUGAAUUUGAAGAAGGUGGAAAAGGAAAUGCAGAACCCCACGAAUCUGACGCACCUGCAGAAGGGGAGGAUGUUACUGAUGAGCUUCUUAUGUAUAAUACUCAUGAUGAUGAAUAUGAAUUAUUUGACCUAAAAAUCAUACACAGAAAAAACAGGACUGGAUUCGAAGAAAACAAGGAUCUGCCUAUUGUGCUGAAUACCGUCAUUGCAGGCAGAUAUUAUGUGACAGAGUACCUGGGUUCGGCUGCUUUCAGUAAGGUUGCUCAGGCCCAUGAUCUUCACACAGGAAUGGAUGUUUGCCUGAAGAUCAUUAAAAAUGACAAGGAUUUUUUCGAUCAGAGCUUAGAUGAAAUUAAACUUUUAAAGCUUGUCAACAAGCAUGACCCUGCCGAUGAACGCCACAUUUUACGUCUUUAUGACUUCUUUUAUCAUCAGGAGCAUCUCUUCAUUGUUUGUGAACUCCUCCGGGCAAACUUAUAUGAAUUUCAGAAAUUCAAUCAAGAAUCUGGCGGAGAAACUUAUUUUACUUUGAGCAGAUUGCAGGUCAUAACCCGUCAAUGUUUGGAGGCAUUGGAAUACUUGCAUCACCUGGGAAUUAUUCACUGUGAUCUAAAGCCAGAGAACAUUCUUAUCAAAAGUUACAGAAGAUGUGAGAUAAAGGUUAUUGAUCUAGGAAGCAGUUGCUUUAACACGGACAACUUGUGCCUAUAUGUACAAUCCCGUUCCUAUCGAGCUCCUGAAGUAAUCCUAGGCCUUCCGUAUGACCAAAGGAUUGACAUGUGGUCUCUUGGCUGUAUCUUGGCUGAGCUAUGCUCUGGGGAAGUGCUGUUUCCAAAUGAUUCGGCUGUAAUGAUCCUUGCGCGCAUGACUGGGAUUCUUGGCCCUAUUGAUCUGGACAUGUUGGAGCAGGGGCAGGAGACACACAAGUAUUUCACAAAAGAAUAUGACCUUUAUCACAUAAAUGAGGAGACAGACCAAUUGGAAUACAUAAUCCCUGAGUCAUCCCUGUUGGAGCAUCGCCUGCAGGUUACUGAUUUUGGGUUUAUCGACUUCGUGACAAGCUUGCUUGAGAUCAAUCCAAAGAGGCGUCCCACAGCAGCUGAGGCACUAGAGCACCCAUGGCUCUCCCACUUGUACUAGGCCGCUUCUUGCUGAAAUCUAUGGAGUUCUUGUCGGAUUAUUUAUGUCAGUUUUGGCCUCUUAACCCGGAUUGCGUUUCAGAUUUCAGUUUUGUUUGCGCAUAUGUUGUUACAUGGGCUUUUUUGUACUGUACAUUUAAUUUAUUAAUUCACACAUACGUACUUUUUUGUACAAAGCUUCUGCUCAAUUCUUUUCA